CCAAUAUACACCCAAAGGUCCAUUUAAGAUAUUUUCCAGCAAAUAUCUCAAAACACAGGCAAGAUCUUUUUACAAAAUCACUCAAUCUGGGUCAUAUAUCCCUCAUUUACUGUAGAUAACUCUAGACCGAAAGUCCAAAACAUGAUUACAUGAACACACUUGUGAUCGUCAAUUCCUUGCCUGAACAUGGAAAAUCAACAUCUGUCUGAAGAACUAUCUGAUUGGCAACAAAUCCAAGCAAGUGAAAAUGAGACUGAAGUAUCUGUUUUCCCACCUAGAAAUCAUGAAAACUUGCCUACUACAAACCCACGGGACAUCGAUCAACCUUUGCAAGAACAAGAACCGAUAAAUUCGACAGACAACAACGAUGGUGUGGGGAGAUGGAAAAGGCUGCGUUUGGAAAUGCGAAAUGCGAUUUUCUGGAUUUCUGGAAAGCUCGGAAAAUAUUUCAGUAGCAAGAAAGUUGGACUACAGUCAAUAUUUGCGUGGACAGCGAGUGGGAUUGCUUGUUUGCUGAUGGUUUAUCUUUUGCACAGAAGAGUUUUGGUGUGGUGGCAGAGAAGAAUGCCGCUUAGCAGUCGCAAGGAGAGGAUGAUGGAGUUUGUAAGACAGAAAGACGAGUGUACAUAUUGUCUAUUUUCUACAGAAAAUCAACCAGCUUUUACUCCAAAUUGCCCAAAUGAACGAAUUUUUACAUGCUCGCCGGAGGGUCAAAGUCAUUUGGGUGAAAUGAGCAGUGGACAAGCUAAAAUGAAAAAGCUACAGCAGCACAUCAAAAGUACAUGA
Striga asiatica is the source of this 786-nucleotide messenger RNA. The record is from the annotation of a GenBank genome assembly. NCBI's taxonomy places the organism in Eukaryota, Viridiplantae, Streptophyta, Magnoliopsida, Lamiales, Orobanchaceae.